Messenger RNA from Paramuricea clavata, 6311 nucleotides. The record is from the annotation of a GenBank genome assembly. Lineage: Eukaryota; Metazoa; Cnidaria; Anthozoa; Malacalcyonacea; Plexauridae.
ACAAUCUAUAAUCAACGUUUGAAGAUCCAUAUUGCGCAAAGUACGAACAAACACGUGAUAACUGUCCGAGGCGAGGGAAGCGAACCUAAAGUAGAGUUUACAUCAUCUGUUCUCGAAUUUGGACCAAUCCUCCCACAUUCGUUUGGAGACGAGAAAGAAGUCACCGUGCAAAAUCCUUCGUCGUUUCCAGUUGAGAUAUAUUCAUUGGAGUUUGAUAAGCAGUAUUUAGAAGAAGAGAAGGUGAGUGAACUUUAAUUUAUCUGUGCCACAAAUUCCUAAAUACCCCUUUCCUAAUUAGCCCACUUUUAAAAGGAAGACGUUUGUUAUGCCCUCUCUCUAAUGAAUCCCCUCAUAAUUCCCCGUUCUACCCUCUCUAAUAGGCCUCCUCUCUAAUAAGCACCCUUUUUAAUAUAUGGCCUUCACUAAUAUAUCCUGUUCCAAAUAAUGUCCCUGUCUGUCCUCGGUAAUAGGGCUCCUCUCUAAUAAGCUCCCUCUUUAAUGGGGUCCUUCACUAAGGAAAUGCUGUGCUGAGUGGUUAUAUUACUACCUUAAAAAAUAAGCAGAAACUCGACGUUUCGAGCGAAGGCCCUACGUCAAGAGUUAGGGUACCUUCACUAAGGUACCCUGUUUAUAAUAAUGCCCCCUUUCUGCCCUCUCUAAUAGGCUUCCUGUCUAAUAAGCCCCCUCUUUGAUAUGAGGACCUUCACUAAUAUGUCCUAUUUCUAAUAAUGCCCGACAGAGUUUUAGCGACGGUAAAGUUAUUCUCAGUAACCUACUGAUAUUGUAAACCGACGACAAUCAAUUUGUUUCUUCUACUAUACAAACGGAAUACAGAGAUCAUGAAGUUUACCGUUCCGUUCCCCUGCUGGCAGCUCAGUUGAUUAGAGCGCUGCAUCGGAAUAGCAGUGCCGCAGCAGGUUUGAUCCCUGCCAGAGGGCUUAUAGUUGCUUUUUCGCAACCGCUCCUGAUAGGUCAAUAAGGUAUAUAAAUUUGGGUUCGAAAUUUCAUUUACAAGAUACCCAAUCUACUAGUAGUGCCUUCGAGCGAGAUGUCCAAGGGUUGGAAUUUUAAACAUUUUUAGUUGCCCAAGUAUCUAUUAGUGAAUAGAUCUGGUCGCUAAAUUUAGUAUCAUGUCUCCCUAAAUUAAUGUGUUAUGAAAUAUUCUCUUUAUAUAGAUAACAUAAAAACACAAUUGUUUAAUUUAUUGACAAACUAUAUGCAAAAGCAGAAUGAAAUACUUGAUCAUUGAGAUAUUUUAUAGCUUUUUCUCAGUCGCUACGCAGACUAAUGUCUGGUCGCCAGAUGAAUUGCCGCAAUUUGCAACCGCUCACUUCAACCUUUGUCUCCAUCGACUAUGCCCUAACUAUAGCUUUUGUUUACCACUUAUAGAUCCUGCGAGCAAUGAAAGGUUAUGAUGAAUGCAACACAAUUCUCCUGCCUCCACGUAAAGCUGGCGAUCAACUUCCUGCAGAACUUUCUCAGCAUUUUUACGAACAAGAGAAAAGCAAGGAAGAGGAUGAGAAGAAAAGAGUUGAAGAGGCUGCUAAAUUGUUUGAUGAUCAGUUGAAGAGUAGUCAGAUGGAUGUCGGGACGUCGCCUCAUUCCGAACUAUCACAUUCUGGUGUUGAUGAAGAAACUGCUGUAGAGGAUCCCACCAAAAUUCCGCAGGAAACUGCUGACAUCACAAAAGGUAUUUACCAUGCCGUGAAAAAAUUUCUAUCUGCGAUCACUGGGACAGAGCAAAACAAUUUCUGCCAGUGCUUAGGCUUGUGACUGAGUUGACAUGAACCGAAAGCGAGCAUCAAUAUCGGGUCUGUCACAAUAACAAAAUUGCCUAAUUUAUGUACUAUAUAUUGUUUAAGUGGAUAAAUAUAUCCUGCUCCCGAGGGAAAUAGUUUUGUUUUCCCUAACAUUAAGCGCAUGUUUUGUUAUAUAGCGGCGUAAGAAAAAUCAACAACAUUCAUACAACAAUUGUGUUUCAUGACAAAAAGUCAAAACAAAAUCAACGAAAUUCAUACAACAUCUAAACUGGUAUAAAAUUAUUAUAAUUAAAUUUCUCCACCCAAACCCCUGUUGACUUUAUGUUGUUUUCACUUUUUUCCACUAUAAUCCAAAAAUAUUCGGUUCGUACUGCUGGUUCCCGUCCCCUCAGGGACCAACCAAAAUGCCACAUUUUGCAGAUUGAUCAGUGAUGGACCGCCUUGCCAUUUAAUAACUAUAUGAUUGCAUGUUAUUUGUGUGUGUUGGUGUUAUGUACUCAGGUGAAUGUGAUGUUCGUGAUGUUACUCUGAGUUUGCAUCCACACCGGGCAAACCUGACCACGGUGGGAAGCGAGCCCGCGACCUUUGCGAUUCUAGUUCAAUACUCUACCAACUGAGCUACGAGGUGAAGUCGGUUCAGAGCAUUGGACUUGUAUGAGUUGUAUCCCAUAGAUCGCGGGUUCGAUUCCCACAGUGGUCAGGUAAACUUUUCAGCUUGCCCGGUGUGGAUGCACACCAAGAGCUACCUCCUCCGCAGGCCUUUCAAAAAAAUAAAAUUGGUGGGAAACGAACGGACAGGCCUGCGGACUAUAAAUUUUCCAAAAUGGCGGAGUCACAAACCAAAUUAUAUUUAAUAUAUCAUUUUACCAGAACAAUAUUAUUAUUAAAGUCUUCUGAUAUAGACCGCUUUUCGUAUUCGCAAUAUACAUAAAAAACAGUGAACACUGAACAAAUAAGCAUAUAUAAUGAUUUAUAAAGAGAAGCAUAUAAAUAUCAGUUUAUAAUUUGCAUAUUACAAACACGCAGCGCUUUUAUGUUUAAACACGUCGUAUAUCAGGCAUGCGACCGUUUAUCCACGAAAUUUAUUCCAUUUAUAUUUGUCUUUUAUACAGUGUAACUAUUUAAAUGCGUGUGUAUAUAAUCAAAACAUCCCAUUUGGCCAAAUGAUAGAUUCACAACGUCUAUUGUCACUGUCGCUUAUGCUUGUAAAACCCUCCAUUAUUUGAAUCUCCUCGUCGCUUUUAUCAGCCAUAACUGCCAAGAUGUAUUUAGAAAAUACUCGCAAAACGGGAUUGCUAAAGAUUGGCAGACGAUGUGCCAUAUUUUUGAAGAAAUUUGAUCCAACCGAGUAAUCGACACUAUAAGCCAAGUAAUCGACAUGUUAUUCAGCAGGCCUUACAGCUACGCAAGCCUUCGUCUCAAAUUUCAAAUUUAAACCUGCGAACGGGCAUACUCAUUACGGGCUGUAGGCCUGCGGAGGAGGUAGCACCAAGAGUAAAGCCCUGUUUAAACGGAUCCAACAUUGUUGGGCCAACAUCAUCCAACAUUGUUGAAAUAAUGGCUCAAACGGCUUCUUUUUCAAAUAUUUUGUUAAGACUAGGUUUAGGGUUUGAGUAAAGCUUAUCUAACCAAAAAGAUUUGAAAGAGAAGCGGUCAUAUCUAGUAUAGUAACAUUGUUGGAUGAUGUUGGUCCAACAAUGUUGGAUCCGUUUAAACAGGCCUUAACAUCACAAACAUGAUAUGAUUGCAUGUUAUUUGAAAAUUUUCGCGAAGUGUGUGUGUGUGUGUGGGGUAUUUUGGGGGGUAUCCUAUAGAAUUUUUCCUUUCUACUUUAGCGGAAUCUGAGCCAGAGAAAACAGACGUUGGUGAACUAGAGAUCACACCUGUGUCAGCAGCUAUAGCUAACUAUAUAGGUAUUGAUCUAUCCCCUGAAGGCCGCGCUGCAAGAAAUAGACGUGGGAUAUCCAUUGUUGUACACGGAGCACCGUUAUCUGGCAAGACAAACACGGCUAUUGAACUGGCGAAGAUUUAUAAUGCUGCUUUAUUCAAUGUCGAUGCUGUUGUUACUGAAGCGAUACAACUGGGAACGUCUACCGCAGGUAAUUUAUAAUUUGUGAACAAUCAGAUGUUUAAAGGCACAGUUCAGCCUGUUGAAUGAUGGUUUUUAAGGCGCAUUCCAGCCGUUUUAAUUGAAAAAAACACAACUAACUAGGAAAAUCAAUUAUGCAUAAUUCAAGAUCAGUAAACUCAAUGUUUUUAACAAUAAAAAUGUUUUAAAUGUUAAAAACAUUAAGUUUGCUGAUCUUGAAUUACCUUAUUAUAGGAAAUUAACGAUGCACUUUAUUAACGCGACAUAAAUUAACGCGACAUUAAAUUAACGCGGAUUGCUUCUAGGUCUUUUAAAACAUGAUUAUAUUAACGCGAAUCUGAUCUCCAUGGUUGACAAAUUAAUUAAAUUAACGCGAAUCGGAAAAUAUAGACACAACAACAACAAAUGUUUAAUGUUAAGAGGAGCACUGAUGUUUUUAGUUUACGUUAAUAUGUUGUAUUUUGAUAUUAAAAGAGUUACGAUCUUGGAAAAAAUAUGUUUUCGAAAUAUACACCCAAAUUUGAAAACAUAUGAUGAAAAUGUGAGCAUUUUUCAAUUAAAGCAACUAUUAACCUUAAAUUCCCCUCUCCCCACAAACAAUGUUGGUUCAGGUAAAGUGGAUUUGCAACACAUGUCACCUAAAUACCAACAUUGUAUAAGGGGGGAGAGGGACAAAGUUUGAAAAUUUAAGAAGUCUACUAAUUUUUUUCCAGGAUUGUAGUGUUAUAUAAAACAAAUUUAGGUAUUUUUAACUAACGAUAAAUGAAAAUUACAUACUUAAAAUUAACGAUCACAUAAAUUAACAUUAAUUAAAUUAACGCGAAUUUUUAAAAUCCGCGUUAAUAAAGUACAUCGUUAAUUUCCUAUAAUAAGGUAUGCUUAAUUGAUUUUCAUAGUUAGUUUUUUCAAUUAGAAGAGCUGAAAUGCGCCUUAAAACCAUCACUCAAAAGGCUGAACUGUGCCUUUAAAGGCUUAGUUGUGCUUGUCAUCUGCCGGACCUGAUGUAAAUUAUGUAAACUCAUUGUUUGUAAACUCACGAGAAAACUCGUAUUGCAAUGCAUUUAGCCAAUGAGACAAGCCAAACAAUUUUCUCACACUUAAAAAAACCCCGUUUCGUCCAAUCAAAUGAUACAACGAUGACGUAUGGGCAAAUUCACUUACGGCAGGAAUUUUCCGCGCUGUGUUUGAUUUUAUUUAUUUCACUUGAAACGGAACGUAAGUAGCAUCGCUUUAUAUCGAUUUUUAUUCAAUGUUUUUUAGUGUGCAUAUAGUUAUAGGGGUUUUUUUUCAAUAUAAAUAUUUGGCUGAGAAGACUGAGCGACUUCGAAAAGAUUGCUUUACAAUAAUUUAUUCUCAUUUAAUUUGCACUGCAGUGAAACACUAAAAAAUACUGGAUACAAUAGUCUUGCAAGUAGCUAAUCGCCAUUGUAUGCGUUUAUUGAGGACGCUAAAGCUAAUACUAAAGUUAGUACCUCAUCUUUACCCCAACUCUCGGCUGGAUGGGAAUGGGAAUGUCUUCGAAAUAGGAACAUCUUACUUUAUACAAAUGUAACUAACACGGAACGUUUCAAAUAAAAAAAUUCCGGUUAUGACUAAACUAAAUAAUCAAAUUUAGAUAGUUCUUAAUUGUAAAUAUAAUGUAAUUCACCUUUUGGUGUGAUUUUGUAUAUUUUUGUUCAAAAACUCAUUAAUAAUUCAUGAGGAAAACACAAAGAGGAAUCAUAAGCGUGUCGUAUCUUUACAGGUGGUAGAGAUUUCCCUUGAUUUACAUAAACUUUAAUGAUUUGAUUUUCUCGACUUGCCCAGCGUAUUUUUUGAAAAUUACUUCGUCAAUGAACAUACUAGAUCGAUCGCAGUGUGUGUAUUAUCAGACCUAAAGAUACUCGGCUUCGCCUCGUAUCUUUAUAUCUGAUAAAACACUGCUUCUCUUGUUUUAAAGAGUACAUAAAGCCAAAUCCAGAACAUUGUAGACAAUUAAACUCGUGUUUCAUAUAUGGGAAUAUAAUAUAAUUAUAGCGUGUGUUUUCAGGGCUGCUAUUUGUUCUUGGUUUCUUACUCCAGGUAUUCGUGCACGAGAACUGUGUGCCGCUUCUGCUAAGUCAGUCAAGGAGGCGGAAGAAGGCAAAGAGAACACAGUCACAGGAGCUUUAAGUGUUGAAGCGGUAGCCGCGCAUACUGCACAGACCUCGGGUCAAGCUGGAUUGCCCGGUACAGCAUCGGCUAUUGGAGUACAAGGAUCUGUCAAGGAAUCACGUCGUGCUACAAAUUACUUUGGCCCCAAAGGAAGUCAGGUGUCUAAGAAUCAACAGCAGGUGCAACCUUCUCCCCCGGCAAGUCCGCAAAGUGCUGAACAACCACCCCGAAGAUUGAGCGUGAGCGCCAGUGUAGCCGGGGAGGAUGGCAUGUAUUCUUGUAUAUUGCCUGAGGAUCUACUGGUUGAAAUAUUGGCUGAACGAUUACAG